Messenger RNA from Lycium barbarum (goji berry), 1509 nucleotides. RefSeq lists its product as uncharacterized. Bases 1 to 1509 code for a protein of 502 amino acids. Lineage: Eukaryota; Viridiplantae; Streptophyta; Magnoliopsida; Solanales; Solanaceae. The record is from RefSeq and is a predicted model, not a curated record. The transcript has 3 exons.
AUGGCGGAAAGAGAUACUCCAAGUAGGAAUACACGAGGUAGUCCUCAUGCUUAUGAUGAUCCUAGUUUCUCUUUGGGAUUUUCACAACAACUUCCAAUUGCAGGAGAAUCUGCUAAAAUUGCUGUUGAGAGAAGAAGCAAGAAGAUUCAUGACCCAUCAAGGAUGCGUCAACUUCCUCCAACUGAAGUUCCAAAACCGAGCAAGCCAAAAGAUGUUGUACCAGUAAAAAAAGGUUCUAAAGUUGCUCAACAAAAUAAGAGAAAAGUAACCAAGCCUUCUUCAGACGUUAAGGGUAAAAAUGUUGUUAAAGAUGUAGAUCUGGAAGAGGAUGAACAGGAAACUAAAUUCUAUGUUAGGAGUCAUCCUGAAGAGGCUCCAUCGAUGCAACGGUACACUAAUAUCGAGGUGUUCAAAGAUAUCAAGAGUAAGCUAACUGUUCCACAGUUAGAGAUCUUUUCCAAGACAAUAUUUGGGAAAUUCCUCGGAAUGCAGCACCUGGAGGUUCAAGCACAGAUUUUUAGGUGCUUCAUGGUAAGAGAGCUCAAGGAGAGCACUUCUGAUUGCUUUACAAUUGAUAUAAAUGGUACCGUAUUGAGAUUUACCAUUAGAGAAUUUGCCCUUAUGAGCGGGCUAAAUUUUGUAGCCGAUGAAGGUCAAUUUACAUACGAUGAGGAAAAAUCGAAUAGGAUUAUGGAUGUAUAUUUUGGUGGAACUAGGAGUAAAGUAAAAAGAUUGGAGUUCAUUGAUUGCUUUAAGAAUAAGUGUUGGGGAGAUAAUGAUGAGGACGCUGUUAAGUUUGCAAUUUUGUUUUUUAUAAAUAGAUACAUCUUUUGCGGUGAGCCUGGGAAAACGAAUAUACCAAGGGUUCAUUUUGAAGUGGUUGAGGAUGGAAGGUAUGUAGAUUAUCCAUGGGGCAAAGAAGCUUUUAACGAGUUGAUUAGAAGCAUCAGCAAGAAGUAUUCUGCCACAACACAGUAUUAUAGGAUCCAUGGGAUGCCACUGGCUAUGCAAGUUUGUCUUUAUAAGUGUUGUUCAAGAGUUCCAUCGUAUCUCGCUAUUAAAUCCGGAAAUUCCAUUCCAAGAAUGUUGAAUUGGAGGUCCAUCGACAGUCAGCCAAAAUACAAUAUUUUGAUGGAAGGCAUUUUUAGAGACGACAAACAGUUGAGCUGUACAUUUGUAAAUACAAUCCCCACUAGCAGUGAGUUGGAGAGCCUCCAAUUGCCCGAUGUUGUUGUUUGUCGAGAUACAGUAGACAAAAAUGUCUUAGUUGAUGCCCAUGAAGGUACCCAAGUCACAGAUAUGCCAGUGGAUGACUUUGAUGAUUUCAGUACUACUCCCCCCCACCUUUCUAAGGGCAAACAACAACAACGGACGAAUCAGACAUAUUCUCCACCUUCAAAGAGACGCAGACAACUUCCUACAACAGCUUCCACAUCUAAGAAACAACAAAUCCACACCGAACAACAAACAACUGUGAAGAAGAGUCACAAGGAUCAAAAGGUUGCUUAA